Syzygium oleosum is the source of this 1634-nucleotide messenger RNA. RefSeq names its product probable sodium/metabolite cotransporter BASS4, chloroplastic. Gene Ontology annotation, cellular component: chloroplast envelope. The transcript has 14 exons. The coding region runs from base 173 to 1480 and encodes 435 amino acids. Lineage: Eukaryota; Viridiplantae; Streptophyta; Magnoliopsida; Myrtales; Myrtaceae. The record is from RefSeq and is a predicted model, not a curated record.
UUAGUUCCUCCUGAUUCUUGUUCUUGCAUCACAUGUCUCAAGAGAGAUAAUAGUAAAACCAAACGAAGCGCUUGAUUCUGGAAAGUGAUCGUUUUUCUUAUACCCAUUUGCAUCAGUCAUAGGUUGUUUCAGUUGUUGAUUCUCGGUCAGGCUUCUUUUUCUUUUUUCUUGCAUGUGCGUCACUGGUUCGAUCAUGGAGGCACAAACUGUCUGCUCUCCACGUAUCAUACCUCCUUCUCAUCGUGUGACUUGGUGUCGUCCCAAGCUUCUCUCACCCACCAACGAUGCUCUGUUCUCCGGUGUAUCUCUGGUCUCCAUGCUUAAUUUGAGGACAUUUUCACCGGCUAUAUGUUGGGCCAUGGAAAAAUCUGACGAGGGAAGAGCUGAUGGGAGUCACGAAAAAAAGAUGCCAAUUAUACCAGAUUCAUAUCAUUUGAUGAAAUCAAUGACAAAUUUUGCACUGACUAACUUUCUCCCAAUAGCUCUGCUCAGUGGAGUAGCUUUGGGAUUUGCAGAUCCUACUCGCGGUUGUCUUGCACACAAACAUUCGUUGACACAAUUUGCCACUUUAGGAAUAUUCUUUAUAUCAGGUCUGAAGUUGCAGGACAGGGAAAUAGGAUCUGCCGCACAAGCAUGGCCUUUAGGAUUAUAUGGGCUAGCUUCUAUACUUCUGAUCAGUCCCUUCUUGUCCAAACUAAUUUUGCAAUUUCAGCUCUCACCUCAGGAAUUUAUUACAGGGUUGGCCAUUUUUACUUGUAUGCCAACGACACUAUCUAGUGGAGUUGCUCUAACUCAACUUGCCGGUGGAAAUUCUACUCUGGCACUUGUAUUGACGGUAAUGUCUAAUUUAUUAGGAACUGUCGCUGUAAUUCUCAUCUUCUAUGUGCCAUUUUGGGUAUCAAAGUUCUUCGCUGAUGGUUUUGGUGUAUCCAUCCCUACCGAGAAGCUUUUUUGGAGCCUUAUGUAUACACUUCUUGCCCCUUCGGUUCUGGGAAAGGCAGUGCGAUAUUCCUUCCGAGGUCUGGCAACCCAUACUGAUCAGAAUAAAAGGGUUUUGACAAUGACCUCUACGAUCCUUCUAAGCCUUACGCCAUGGAUGCAAGUGAGUAAAUCAAGAGAUUUGCUCUUAAUGGUGAAGCCACUAAUUUUUCUCAAAGCUAUUGGGCUAGGAAUAGUGGUGCACCUUCUCUUUCUAGGUUUCAAUGCCGUUGCCUUGAAGAUUUUCUCAACUGCCUCUGGUUCAAGGAUGUCUUCUCUAGUGAACAAAAAGAAUGCUCGUGCCCUUAUGAUAGUUUGUAGUCAGAAAGCGCUGCUGAUUGUAGUAGCAGUGGUAGAGCAGCUGAACGGUGCACUUGGCGAGCCCGGGCUGCUAGUGCUCCCUUGUGUAGCGGCACACAUAACCCAGAUCAUCAUCGACUCAUUAGUAGUUAACUUUUGGCUACAAAGAGAUCGAGCAUACAUGAAAAUCAAGACAGCAUGAAGCUUGUCUUCUCAGCAUUUGUCGGGUAUCGGCAUCUUCUGUGUCCUUCAAGAAUAUGGCGCUAAUGCUACUGGAGAACGUUUCAUCCUAACGGCUUCGGACGGAAAGAGCGUGUUCUUUGUAAUGCUGAACAGGCUCUUCGGGAUGACAAUUU